This is a messenger RNA of Neoarius graeffei (lesser salmon catfish), 1968 nucleotides long. RefSeq names its product sorting nexin 20 (gene snx20). Gene Ontology annotation, cellular component: early endosome membrane. Bases 443 to 1432 code for a protein of 329 amino acids. The transcript has 3 exons. The record is from RefSeq and is a predicted model, not a curated record. Gene Ontology annotation, biological process: protein transport. NCBI's taxonomy places the organism in Eukaryota, Metazoa, Chordata, Actinopteri, Siluriformes, Ariidae. Gene Ontology annotation, molecular function: phosphatidylinositol phosphate binding.
UCCUCUUGUGAAAACGUUUAGCAUGUCAGUUUUACACCAUUGGCUCCUAUAGUUCAAAAUCUAAAGAAAUAUUUCCGUAAAUUUAUUUCUAUCUAACAAACUAAGUGUCUACAGUAGACUCCAAGUUUCACUGAAUUUAGCGAAUAUAAAAGCAACCCAGGUUCUUCACGCAGGUAAGUAAGAUUUCUUUGAAUGUUGCAGAACUACUCCAGACUACAUGAGGAAGAGAGAAUGGUAAAUUUCCAUUCUGUUUUCAGUAUGAUAAAUACUGAUCAGACCACUUCCUCCAAAACUGUUAAUUAUAACCUGAGCACACAGAAGUGCUAUGUGUCACGGCAUAUUCAAAGAUACAUUUUAAAUGUGUUCUUCUGAGCUUGUGUACCUAGUUUAAAUUAUUCUCAGUGUAGUAUGUGUUUGGACAGUGUAGUACCAUGUAUAUUUAAUGUUUACGGCACCUGUGGUGAUGAUGGAAGAAAAUUCUCCUUUACAAGAAGAAAAGAGGGAAUGUGGACAUGUUAUGGCAAUGGAUUCAGACUCUCAGCUGCUCAGCCUGAGGACUGAUGAUAAAAUGACACAUCCUCUGAACACUGAGCAACUAGUGGAGACAUCAUUUGAUACUGCUGCAGGCAUCAGUGCCUCCUGUCUCACUACAGCAGAGCUUCAGCAGCAUUGGAGGGCAGUGAAACAAGAGAUUAGGUCUGUCAAAGUGCUCUUUCAGAUCCCAUCCGCCCGUACUAUAGAACACACAAUCUCCAGAUACGUGGUGUAUCAGAUAAUAGUGAUCAGAUCAGGCAGUUAUGAUCUUAAGCAUGUGGCCAUUGAGCGCCGCUACUCUGAUUUCCUCCACCUGCACCAUGAGCUGCUUCAGGACUUCAAUGAGGAGCUUGAGGAUGUCACCUUGCCUAAGAAGAGGCUGAUGGGCAAUUUCUCAGAAGAAAACAUCACUGAACGGCGUGUGACUCUCUGUGACUACUUGACCCAGCUGUACUCUCGGCGCUACAUUCGUCGCUCACCUGCUUUCAUAGCGUUCUUCACUCACCCUGAGCUGAAGACUGCCUACGAUCUAUUGCGUGGGGGCCGUUAUUCUCACGCCCUGGAGGUCCUGCAGAAUGCACUAGUACUCCAGGAGAAAUUGUGUUCUCAUGAUUCAUCCCUGCUUGUGCCAACACUGUGUGCAAUGUUGGUGUGCCAGAGGGACCUGGAUGAUUUCCAUGCAGCUUUCCAGACUGGAAACAGGGCACUGCCAGCAGUAAGGCGCUAUGGCCUGUGCAGGUAUCGUAGCCCACUGCUGGAGGCCAUGGUGGAUCUGGGGUACAAAUUACAGCACCCUGUGGCUCAGUUGCAAGAGGAGCUGAUCAGAGUUCAAAACUCACCACAUGGACCAGAGCCUAAGAUGUCACUAAAACAGCUUGUGGUGCAAGAGUUUACAUGAACCCAUAUUUUAUUAAAAGGUUCCUAUAAUCCCACAAAGAUGGGUAAAACUUUAUUAAAUUGUUUUCAACACACCGACCUUGUGUAGUACUGAGCCAGUGUUUGACAGUGUGUGUGUGCGUCACAUUAUGUGAUUAUUAUGUGAUUUAUAUAUAGGCAACAGGACAUGUACCGUAUAGCUGGAGUGGAGCUUUACUAAGUGAAAAGUUUUUAAUAUGCUGUUAGAACAACAGUUGUGUUUUCUAAUCACUGAAGUACACAAGUCAUUCCUACAAUAUGCUGUUUUGGGUUUUUUUUGUUUUUUUGCUGUUGUAUUUUUUUUUUUAUCAUAGCUUUAAUCUAGGGCAGCACGGUGGUGUAGUGUUUAGCGCUGUUGCCUCACAGCAAGAAGAUCCUGGUUCAAGCCCCGUGGCCGGCGAGGGCCUUUCUGUGCGGAGUUUGCAUGUUCUCCCCAUGUCUGCGUGGGUUUCCUCCGGGUGCUCUGGUUUCCCCCACAGUCCAAAGACAUGCAGGUUAGGUUAACUGGUGACUCUAAAU